AUGGAACGAUUGAAAGCAGAUAUGGAAGAGAUCAGCGCGGGACAAAAACGCAUCAAAGAAGGGCAAGAAGAAGUAAGACAAAAGUUCAGAGAGAUAGAAUCUGAAUGCUACAAACUCAAAGAGGAGACUAAGAACAUAGCCAAGCAAAGUGAUAGCAACCAAAUCAAGAUCAAUUUGAUGUUUAGCAUUUUGGAAGCACGUCAAGACAACAACUUUGCCCAAGCUGAUCACCUUACUCAGCUACUACGUGAAGAAAUAGAAAAGCAGAAGCAAGCAAAGGCAAGCCUUGCUGAUUGUUCACCCCAGCGAGCAACUAAUUAA
This is a messenger RNA of Dovyalis caffra, 321 nucleotides long. The record is from the annotation of a GenBank genome assembly. Lineage: Eukaryota; Viridiplantae; Streptophyta; Magnoliopsida; Malpighiales; Salicaceae.